Molecule: messenger RNA, 2661 nt
Organism: Cucurbita pepo subsp. pepo (vegetable marrow)
Lineage: Eukaryota; Viridiplantae; Streptophyta; Magnoliopsida; Cucurbitales; Cucurbitaceae
Source: RefSeq, a predicted model, not a curated record
AAAAAACCAAUAAAAAUUAUAAACAAAAUUUAUUCAAAAUUCAAAAAUUUCAAAAUAUUGCUUUUUAAAAAUUUGUCUUGAUUAAGAUAUCUGGAGCAUCAAUACAUACAUUCAAAUGUAAUAAUUAUCCGAAUAUAGUAUUAAAAAAAUAAUUAUUAAUGUUUCUUUGAACCAGCGUAAAAAUGGGCGUCCUCGUCAUCCGUCUACUAGAUUGCCGCCAUCUGCACAAACUGCGACCUUCAUUUUCAUUUCUCAAUGCGCAUAAAUCUCUUCUAAUUUCGCAUGCAACCAGUUCUUGGGCAAUAUUGAUUUUCCUUUCGCACAGGCCACCGACCAACUUCUGGAGAGCAUGGAGCAGCAACACAGCAUGUAUAAUUUGCCCGUCUUAUGGAGAGGAAUGAAGUAUGUGGUGGAAAUUAGUUCAGAUUCUACUCUUCGGGACCUCGGUGAAAAGCUGCUAAAAUUAACAGAAGUUCAAGCAGAUACUAUGCGGCUCAUAGUCCCACAAUUUUCCAGCAAAAGCUCUAAAAUGUUAUAUCCUUUUUCUGAUGAAGAUGGAUUCUUGGCUUUGCAUAAGAUUUCCAUUUUUAAGGAUAACAAGCCUAUCAGAAUGAUGGGAGUAUCUAAGAAUGAGGUAGAUGAAGUUUUGAAGAACGAAAAAAAAAAUGAACGAAUUGCUGGGUUCGACGAAGAAGAACAGAGACUGAAACAACGAAUGUCAAGUAAGCGACAGGGCUUACUGAAACUACCAGGACCCUAUGUAUUUUGUGAAUUUCGGACGCUUCAAAUUCCAGGAAUUGAGUUGAACCCUCCAGCUUCAGAAGCUUUGAAAAGAAUGCAUAUGCUUGCAGCUGAUCCUGGCAUUGUUGCAAUCAUGAACAAGCAUCGUUGGCGUGUGGGAAUUAUGACUGAGAUGGCCCCUGUUGGCUAUGUUGGUGUGAGCCCGAAAUGUAUUCUUGGCUUUAAUAAGAACCAUGGAGAGGAGAUAUCUCUGCGACUUCGGACAGAUGACCUGAAGGGCUUCAGAAAAUAUGAAAGAAUUAAGAAAACAUUACUCCAUGAACUUGCACACAUGAUUUAUUCCGAGCACGAUGCCAACUUCUAUGCUUUGGAUAAGCAGCUUAAUGAGGAGGCUGCCACUUUAGAUUGGACAAGAUCAAAAGGCCACACGUUGAGCGGAGUUAGUUAUUCCCAAUAUCAUGAUGAAAGCGAUGAUGUUCAAGACGGCUUUGGUGUCUCACAGAAGCUUGGUGGUAGCAUGUCGUAUCGGCUGGUUAAUCCCCGUGCUUCUUCAGUUUCCGCUGCUUAUCACCGUUUGUCACACUCGUCAGAUUUCAGUUCAAGAGUGUCUCCAGUAAAUGGAGAGUCCAAUCCGGAUGAAAAUUCUAAUUGCCAAAACAAACUGGAGCCUGAUCCUGAUGUUGAUGCUUAUCAAAAGAAGAUCGAGCCUGACCCAGAUGACAGUUCCAAUUAUCAAAAGAAGCUCAAGCCUGACCCAGAUGACAAUUCCAAUUAUCAAAAGAAGUUCGAGCCUGACCCGGAUGACAGUUCCAAUUAUCAAAAGAAGUUCGAGCCUGACCCGGAUGACAGUUCCAAUUAUAAAAAGAAGCUCGAGCGUGACCCAGAUGACAGUUCCAAUUAUAAAAAGAAGCUCGAGCGUGACCCAGAUGACAGUUGCAAUUAUCAAAAGAAGUUCGAGCCUGACCCAGAUGACAUUUCUGAUUAUCAAAAGAAGUUCGAGCCUGACCCAGACGACAUUUCCGAUUAUCAAAAGAAGUUCGAGCCUGACCCAGACGACAUUUCCGAUUAUCAAAAGAAGUUGGAGUCUGACCCAGACGACAGUUCCGAUUAUCAAAAGAAGUUCAAGCCUGACCCAGACGACAGUUCCGAUUAUCAAAAGAAGUUCGAGCCUGACCCAGAUGACAGUUCUAAUUAUGAGGCGAAUUGUCUAGAAGCUGGCUUAGUCACAGAACCUAUGCAGACAGAGCCUGGCCCUGAUGAAAGUUCGGUACAUCAGGCGGAUUUAUCUAAAAUGGUUGUUGAUGAACCCGAUCCUGAUGAUCAAGAAAUUCAAAGAAUUCAAGACUCUGUUUCUGUUGUUUGCAUUCGAUUGCGUGAGGUUAUUGCAAGGCUGCUGGCUGAAGUUCGACCUUCUGAAUCCGCCGCAGUUUUUCAAACUCUGUUCAAGAUUGUUAGGAAUGUUAUUGAACACCCUGGUGAUAUGAAAUACACAAAGUUUCGCAAGGCUAAUCCCACUAUCCAGAAGAAUGUUGCCAACUACAAAGCUGCACUGGAGAUCCUCUUCUUGAUAGGUUUCAUUGAAGAUGUACUGCUAAACGAAAUGGGCAACGCCGAAACAUUUCUCGUACUGAAGCGUAACGAUCCUGGCUUAUUGUGGCUUGCCAAAUCCACCCUUGAAACGUGCAAUGCCUUGUAUAUAGAUUGAAGAACGUAGUUAGUAUGUUUAAUAGAACUGUAAAUGAUAGUGUAUGAUGAUACUAUAUACUAGUUCGACUUAUCGUUUUAGACUAGACAACACGAAACUCAGGACUGUAGGUCCAUAUCGUAUGUCGGUUUAUUUGUUUAUGCAAAUGUUCAAUUAUAAACUUGGUUCUUAAGAUUUUAAAAAAAAGGUUAAGUUCCUAUAUUUUUAGGUUUCAA